AAGAAACCCUUUCCGGGAGCCGGGGUGGUGAUUUCCGGCUUGCUGAAGAAAGUUGAGCAGGAGAGGUCUGCAGGUUCCUGGAUUCUGAAAAAUGGACGGUCAGGGAAGGAAAGUGGUGGUUUGUGACAAUGGAACCGGGUUUGUCAAGUGUGGCUAUGCUGGUUCCAACUUUCCGGAGCACAUCUUCCCCGCGCUGGUCGGCAGGCCCAUCAUCCGAUCGACCACCAAAGUGGGAAACAUCGAGAUCAAGAAUAACAAAAAGAUGGAUCUGAUGGUGGGCGACGAGGCCAGCGAGCUGCGCUCCAUGCUGGAGGUGAACUACCCCAUGGAGAACGGCAUCGUCCGGAACUGGGACGACAUGAAACACCUGUGGGACUACACCUUCGGUCCUGAAAAACUCAACAUCAACUCCCAGGACUGCAAGAUCCUCCUCACAGAGCCCCCAAUGAACCCCACCAAGAACAGGGAGAAGAUCAUUGAGGUCAUGUUUGAAACAUAUAAGUUCUCUGGGGUUUACAUUGCAAUCCAGGCUGUACUGACCCUGUACGCUCAAGGCUUGCUGACCGGGGUGGUGGUGGACUCGGGCGAUGGCGUGACCCAUAUCUGUCCUGUGUACGAGGGAUUCUCGCUGCCUCAUCUAACCAGGCGACUAGACAUUGCUGGAAGGGACAUCACUCGCUACCUCAUCAAGUUGCUUUUGCUGAGGGGUUACGCCUUUAACCAUUCGGCCGAUUUCGAGACGGUGCGCAUGAUGAAGGAGAAGCUGUGCUACGUGGGCUACAACAUCGAGCAGGAGCAGAAGCUGGCCUUGGAGACCACAGUGCUGGUGGAGUCCUACACGCUUCCCGACGGCAGGGUUAUCAAAGUAGGAGGAGAGAGAUUCGAGGCCCCAGAGGCCUUGUUCCAGCCUCACCUUAUCAACGUUGAAGGUGUCGGAGUGGCCGAGUUGCUCUUCAACACCAUCCAAGCUGCUGACAUCGACACCAGGGCCGAGUUCUACAAGCACAUCGUCCUGUCGGGCGGCUCCACCAUGUACCCCGGCCUGCCCUCUCGGCUGGAGAGGGAGCUCAAGCAGCUGUACCUGGAGCGCGUCCUGAAGGGGGACGUCGACAAGCUGUCGAAAUUCAAGAUCCGGAUUGAGGACCCCCCUCGCCGUAAACACAUGGUGUUCCUGGGUGGCGCUGUGCUUGCCGACAUCAUGAAAGACAAGGACAACUUCUGGCUGACCCGGGAGGAGUAUCAGGAGAAGGGCAUGCGCGUCUUGGAGAAGCUGGGAGUCACCGUUAGAUAAGCUCGGACAUUCUCACGCCACCACUUCCUCACGAGCUUUCGUCCGUCUUUUCCUUUUCUGCUACUUCCUUCAUUCUCGCUCAUCCAUCGACGGGGGGUUGUGCCCGGGAGGGAGUGGGGGGGGGGGUCAAAAUCUGAGUUUCCUGGCAAGGUUUUAUUUUCUGUCUUGUCGCCACCAACUUUGAGCAUUUAUAACUUUAUCAUUGCUCCAUAACAAACCCACAGCAGUGUCAGACCUAUCUUAUGCACUGCCUUUGCCAUCCAGACAUGCUGGUAACUCUUUUUCUUUGUAUUUUUUUUUUUUUGCAUUUAUAGCCACAGGCGUGCUUGCUUUGUCCUCAGCUAGCUCAGUGAGCUGAGUUUCAUUUAUCCCAAGGAUUUGCAGGGGAAAACACAAGCUACUUUCUUACAUCUCCCAACCUGCCUGCUGCAGCCAGUACUUUAGGAUUUGUUUGCUUAGUGGUUUCCUAAUAAGAUGGAAGUUGUUAGAAGGAGCGCCUACCCUUCUUUUAACGCGUCUUCUGCUUCUUUGUCUGAGAAUUGUGAGGCAUUAAAUUCAAAUUGAGACUGAUCAUUUUUUUUUGGCGGGGGGGUGUGCUUUCUUUCUAUUGGAUGUCUAAUUCUUCUUUACCUCUUUAUUUUUCGUACUCUUUUUGCAUUGCAGUUUCUCUUUGAGUAGAGAGCAAGAAUGUGUAGUCACGUAAUGUACGAUCAUCGCCAUUCACCACGGAGUUCCGGACUUCACCGUUUAGUUUUUUAAAAGGGACUGGGCUCCCUGACCUUAAUUCGUCACAUUUUUGGGGAGGGAGGGAGGGGGGUAACGUGUUUGUAAUAUUGAUAACAAAUCGGUGUCAUUAGACAUGGAAGCAUUGUAAAAGCUGGUAUUUAAGUUUGUUUGGCUCUCAUGUGUAUAUUGGAGGCACUUCAUAUUCAGUUUUGCAUAAACGUGUAUCCAGUGCAGUUACUGUAACUGGAUCUUUUUUUGUUCAUAGCAUAACUGCCUAAUGCCGAUUUAAAUAAAGCAAAGUGAUUUAUACAUAA
Lepisosteus oculatus (spotted gar) is the source of this 2331-nucleotide messenger RNA. The record is from RefSeq and is a predicted model, not a curated record. Lineage: Eukaryota; Metazoa; Chordata; Actinopteri; Semionotiformes; Lepisosteidae.